Messenger RNA from Periophthalmus magnuspinnatus, 1710 nucleotides. RefSeq names its product leucine aminopeptidase 3 (gene lap3). The record is from RefSeq and is a predicted model, not a curated record. The coding region runs from base 114 to 1655 and encodes 513 amino acids. Gene Ontology annotation, biological process: proteolysis. Gene Ontology annotation, molecular function: metalloaminopeptidase activity; manganese ion binding. The transcript has 13 exons. Gene Ontology annotation, cellular component: cytoplasm. NCBI's taxonomy places the organism in Eukaryota, Metazoa, Chordata, Actinopteri, Gobiiformes, Gobiidae.
AGGCGACUGAGGUCCUUUGGCUGCACGACCCACGGAUUUAUUGAAAUAAGGCACGACCUGAUCAUAAGCCUUUAUUUGAUCACAUAUAUCUCAUUUUAUUUACCAAAAAACAGAUGACAAUGCUUUUAUUGAGACGAUGUUUGUCGGGGAGGAACUUCUGCAGGAGGUUUUCCACCUCGCAUAGUUAUUUCAGUGACAGAAAAGGUUUGGUGCUUGGUGUGUUUGAGAGGGAAGGAGAGGGCCAUCACCUAACAGAGGCAGCAGCAGGAUUUGAUAAAAGUAUAUCUGGAAAACUUUCAGAGCUCCUAAAAAUAUCUGGACCUUCUCUCAAGAAAGGCAAAAGCAGAUUAUUUUAUGGACUACAUGAGGACUUUGCAUGCAUUGCUGUAGUUGGGCUGGGCAAGGCUGACUCUGGUGUGUGUGGAGCUGAGAAUUGGGACACCAGCAAAGAAAACAUCAGAGCAGCCGUAUCUAAUGGUUGCAGGUUACUACAGGACUUGGAGGUAAAACAUGUUGAUGUGGAUGGCUGUGGUGAUGCCCAGUCUGCAGCUGAAGGUGCUGUUCUGGGUUUGUUUAACUACGACCAACUGAAAACAAAGAAGAAGACAAAAGUAACAACACAGCUUCAUGGAAGCGCUGACUCUACUGGAUGGGCAAAAGGAGUCGUUUACGCAGAAGGCCAAAACCUGGCACGGCUACUUAUGGAAGCUCCUGCCAAUCACAUAACUCCCACAGCUUUUGCAAAUAUAAUUGAAGAGAAAAUAUCAUCUAAUGCGCAACAGGUCACCAUUCAUAAGAGGUCCAAGGCAUGGAUAGAGGAGCAGCAGAUGGGGGCUUUUCUGAGUGUGGCUAGAGGUUCAGAGGAGCCCCCCCUUUUCUUGGAGCUCCACUACAAUGGGUCACCUGACAGCACACAGCCACCACUGUUGUUCGUUGGCAAAGGCAUCACUUUUGACAGUGGUGGUAUUUCUCUGAAGCCCUCACAGUCUAUGGAUGCCAUGAGGGCAGAUAUGGGAGGGGCAGCCACUGUGUGUGCUUCCGUGGUCACAGCUGCAGCUCUUAAACUGCCAGUCAACCUGAUUGGCCUGGCUCCCUUGUGUGAGAAUAUGCCCAGUGGAAAGGCUACCAAACCUGGGGAUGUAGUCAAAGCCAAGAAUGGAAAGACUAUUCAGGUUGACAACACUGAUGCAGAAGGCAGACUCAUUCUUGCUGAUGCCCUGUGUUAUGGACACACAUUCAAUCCCAGAGCUAUUGUCAAUGUUGCUACACUUACUGGUGCUAUGGAUGUAGCUCUUGGCUCAGGAGCCACAGGGGUCUUCACAAACUCUGACUGGCUGUGGGAGCAGCUACAUAAGGCCAGUGUUGUGACUGGUGACAGAGUAUGGAGGAUGCCUCUGUUCCAGCACUAUACCAAACAGGUGACAGACAGCCAGCUGGCUGACCUCAACAACAUUGGCAAGUACAGCCGGUCUGGAGGAGCAUGCACAGCUGCUGCCUUUCUGAGAGAGUUUGUCAGUCUUCCACACUGGGCUCAUCUGGAUAUUGCUGGAGUGAUGAGCAACAAAGAUGAGGUUCCAUAUUUAAGAAAAGGAAUGUCUGGAAGACCAACACGUACUUUAGUUGAGUUUGCAGCUGGUUUGGCUAAGAGUGGUUGAUUGUGUAAAUUUAUUUUGUUCUUGGAGGUAAUAAAAAAGCACUUUUAUAAAUACA